This is a messenger RNA of Entelurus aequoreus (snake pipefish), 2855 nucleotides long. It is a transcript of the gene cnrip1b, whose product is annotated as cannabinoid receptor interacting protein 1b. Gene Ontology annotation, biological process: negative regulation of signaling receptor activity. The coding region runs from base 111 to 599 and encodes 162 amino acids. The record is from RefSeq and is a predicted model, not a curated record. NCBI's taxonomy places the organism in Eukaryota, Metazoa, Chordata, Actinopteri, Syngnathiformes, Syngnathidae. The transcript is spliced from 3 exons. Gene Ontology annotation, cellular component: plasma membrane. Gene Ontology annotation, molecular function: type 1 cannabinoid receptor binding.
CCAGGCUGCGUGCGCACCAUGAACCCUCCUCGCGUGCGGAGCGGCGGACACCUGAGGCGGUUCUCGAGAAGGUUCGAUAAAACCUCAUCCCGGAACUGGGUUGUGCGGAAAUGGCGGUCGUUCCGCAGCUCGUCAAAAUCGGGAUUUCGCUGAAGAUGCUUCCCAACAACACCGCCGUCUACUUCAAGUCUGACGGCGGCAGAUUCGGCCAAACCCGAACCAUCAAGCUGCUGACCGGGUCCAAGUACAAGAUGGAGGUGGUGAUUAAACCCGGAGCCGUCGAGGCCACGUCGAUGAGCUUGGGCGGAGUCACCUUCGCCCUGGAGCAGCAGUCCAAAGAUCCACAGUCGGUGGUCUACACGGCUCUCUACGACACCGAGGGGGUGGCCCACACCAAGAGUGGGGAGAGGCAACCUGUUCAGAUCAGCAUACAGUUCACGGAGGCGGGCAUGUUUGAGACGGUGUGGCAGGUGAAAUACUACAACUACAACAAGCGGGACCACUGCCAGUGGGGGAACAGCUUCAACAGCAUCCACUACGAGUGCAAACCCAACGAAACGCGCACGCUCAUGUGGGUCACCAAGGAGACCUUUAUGUAAAGGGGGCGGGGGGGAAAGAAUCCAAGUUGUGUUUGUAUGUGUGUGUGUUUACCUGGCCACACCCCUUUUUAGUCAGCUUCAACUUGGGGUGUGCCUAUACAACUUUUUCCCUUACGAUACUGGAGCCUUGAGUAUUUUCCCCACAUUGAUCCGAUACGAUAUCAACAAGAAUCAUACAUACUUUUGUUUUGUAGUGGGGAAUGUUAGACUAACACUAAACUGUUCAUUAUUAACUGUCUGGAAUGGACUCAUGCUGUCACUAAGUUGAAGUGGAGUGGUCAUUUUUUUUGUUUUUUGGCGACGCCUCAAGCCAAGCUCACGAGAUUGUAAGCAGAAUGGUGCGGACACGUUUGUUACUGGAUACUUUCUUAUACCCUUCUGCCUUUGAGACUUUGUUUUUUCUAAAAUAAACUUCAUAUCAAAUAGAAGGAGGAAAGACCACAAAACAAACAACACACAACUUGCACUGUGAGUACACACACUACGACUACUACUACUAAUAAUAAUAAUAAUAACAAUAAUAGAUUUUAUUUGUAAAAAGCACUUUACGUUGAGUAAACAACCUCAAAGUGCUACAGUGUAUUAAAAAAAUUAAAUAAAAAAUAAAAAGAUAGUAAAAAAAUAAAAAAACUAGAACAGCCAAAUAGCUGAAACUAGUAUGCAUAUAUCUAAAAAAGAAGGGUUUUUAAGGCUUUUUUAAAAGCAUCCACAGUAUGUGGUUCCCUCAGGUGGUCAGGGAGAGUGUUCCACAGACUGGGAGCGGCGGCGCAGAAAGCCCGGUCUCCCAUUGUUCGCAGCUUUGUCCUCGGAGGUUGGAGGAGGUUAGCCUGUCCAGAGUGGAGGAUUUGGGGGGUGAGUAGUUCUUUGAGGUAGAGGGGGGCAUUUCCAUGGAGGCACUGGUGGGUUAGUAGGGAGACUUUGAAUUCAAGUGAAGGGAUUUGAGAGUUGGUGUAAUAUGGUCAUAUUUCCGCACUCUCAUCAUGAUCCUAGCAGCACUAUUCUGUAUUUAUUGUAGCUUCUGGAUGUUUUUGCUACAUCCAGAAGCUACAGGUUGCAGGGAAUACUACGAGGGAAUAAUGAACAACAAAUCAAUAAUUAGAGUGACAAACCCAAUAAUGAUAAUGUGAAAACGUGUUUUUUUUUUAGCGCUUUUUGCAAAUUUAUUAAAAAUAAAAACUUAAGAAAUCACAUUUACAUAAGUAUUCACAGCCUUUGCUCAAUACUUUAGUUAUGCACCUUUGGCAGCAAUUACACCCUCAAGUCUUUUAAAAUACGAUGCCACAAGCUUGGCACACCUGGCAGUUUCGCCCAUUCAUAUUGGAUGAGAAGUGUUGUUUUUUUUAACCAGGAUGUCUCUUUACAUUGCUGCAUUCAUAUUUCCCUCCAUCCUGACUAGACUCCCAGUUCCAUUUGCAAAAAGCUCUAAAAAAAAAUUGUUUUUCCACAUUGUUAUUAUUGGGUAUUGUGUGUAGGAUUUUGAGGACAAAAAUGAGUGUAUUCCAUUUUGGGAAUAUGGCUGUAACAUAACAAAAUGUGGAAAAAGUAAAGAGGUGUAAAUACUUUCCGGAUGCCCUGUAUACAGUAUGUGACGGAAGCUGCCAAAGCAACGUUAUGCAUGUGUGGUUUACUGCGCAGCCUUUGGUCCGCUGACAAAAAUAGUAGCGUGAACACUAAACCAACCGCACCAAAGCAUGAGGCAAGUAUUUAUUUUAUUUUGGUCCGUAACAGAAUGCUGCACCCCAAGAGUGAACACAGCCGAAAUGACUGCAUUAGGUGACUGUGUUAGUAUAGCAUAAAUGUAUGAAUGGCCAAAAAUAUAUAUAUAUAUAUCAGUAAUUGACUGUUAAGGAUAAUAUUAAAGGUAAUGGAGUCAUACUUUUUUGAAAGUUACUUCUUUGCUUUUGUCGGUCAGUGAAAAAUAUGGUCCGACCUAAAUUGAACCAUAAACAAAGAGAGACAAUCUUAUCUCGGUCGUAAUGUUGUGUUGUUAUGUUGGCAGAACGAUGUUAUUGUGACGAUGCAUUGUCGUCACUGUCGAACUUGUGUGACCUGCGCCUGGGGAAAAAACAACUUCCCUGUUUGUUGGUACUUUUCCGGACGGUAUCAUGACGUUUUAUGACAGUUUGUGACGAUAUGCUACAGUUUUCGGUGUUUGUGUUCGGUCUACCUCUUCCAAUGGCUGUAAUACCAACAAGGUAAAUAUUCAAAGGAUAAAUGUAUGUAAAGUCUUUAUAUAUGUGUGUGCGUGUAUGUAUA